Vicia villosa (hairy vetch) is the source of this 1796-nucleotide messenger RNA. RefSeq names its product flowering locus K homology domain. The coding region runs from base 163 to 1515 and encodes 450 amino acids. The transcript has 7 exons. Gene Ontology annotation, biological process: regulation of gene expression. Gene Ontology annotation, molecular function: mRNA binding. NCBI's taxonomy places the organism in Eukaryota, Viridiplantae, Streptophyta, Magnoliopsida, Fabales, Fabaceae. The record is from RefSeq and is a predicted model, not a curated record. Gene Ontology annotation, cellular component: cytoplasm; nucleus.
UAUCCGAUACAAUCAUGUACAAGUAUUAUCCUAAGCUUAGUUCUCAUUACUCCCACUCCACUCCCUUGCUUUUUCUUUCUCUUUCCCCAAAACCCUAGAUUCCAUCGUUCCAACUCGUGAUUCGCAACUCUACCCGCAAUCAAGUUUUGCAGUGGAAAUUCUAUGGCUGAAGUUGAUCAGAACGCAGGUGAAUUUGAGGCACCGGAAAUAGUUGAGACUGAACAGAAUGAAACGGUGGUUGAUGUGCCGGUUGUUGAGCCUGAGCCUGAGCCUGAGAAGAAAUGGCCUGGGUGGCCUGGUGAGAGUGUGUUCAGAAUGUUGGUUCCUGCUCAGAAGGUUGGAGGUAUAAUUGGACGGAAGGGAGAGUUUAUUAAGAAGAUUGUAGAGGAGACUCGGGCUCGCGUUAAGAUUCUCGAUGGUCCUCCCGGUACUUCAGAAAGGGCUGUAAUGGUAUCAGCUAAAGAUGAGCCUGGCUCUGCUCUUCCACCUGCAGUGGAUGGCUUAUUGAGGGCUCAUAAGCGGUUAAUUGAUGGGUCAGAAAGUGAUGUUGCCCAUGCUCCUUCAGGUGCGGCCGUGAAGAUUUCAACAAAACUACUAGUACCAGCCUCACAAGCUGGAAGUUUAAUUGGAAAGCAAGGAGGAACUGUAAAAUCUAUUCAAGAAGCGUCAAAUUGUAUAGUUAGAGUUCUUGGAGCAGAAGAUCUGCCUGUUUUUGCCCUUCAAGAUGACAGAGUGGUUGAAGUAGUAGGGGAACCCGCUGGAGUGCACAAGGCAGUUGAGAUGAUUGCUUCACACCUUAAGAAAUUUUUAGUUGAUCGCAGCAUAAUUCCAAUUUUUGAAAUGAAUAUGCAAAUGGCUAAUAAUACCCAUCACAUAGAGCACAUGCCAGUGCCCCCGUCCCACCAAUCAUGGGGUCCACCUCAGGGUUUCCCACCAAAUGCUGGGGGAGGUCCUGGUUUUGGAGCCACUCAAUUUAUGCCACCUCCACGACAAGUUGAUAAUUACUAUCCACCAGCUGAAAUGCCGCUUCCAUUGGACAAACAGCCCCAUCAUGGUAUAUCUGCUUAUGGAAGAGAUGCUUCGGUAGGUGUUCACACAUCUUCCAAUACCCAGUCCGCACCUUCCAUGGUCACACAGAUAACACAGCAAAUGCAAAUUCCUCUAUCAUAUGCUGAUGCUGUUAUUGGAACGGCUGGAACAAAUAUAAGCUAUAUAAGAAGAGCCAGCGGUGCCACUGUUACCAUACAAGAAACAAGAGGAGUUCCUGGGGAGAUGACAGUUGAAAUCAGUGGUACUGCUUCUCAAGUUCAAACAGCACAGCAAUUGAUACAGAAUUUUAUGGCUGAAGCUGCAGCUGCAGCUGCCGCACCAGCGCAGCAACAAACAGGUGGGCCUGCUGCAGAUCAAGGAUACAACUCUUACCCUGCUCAUGGAUCUGUAUAUGCAUCUCCACCUUCCAAUCCAGGACAUGCUGGAGGCUAUGGCUCAGUUUAUGGUGCAAACUAUGGGUACUAAUGAUGAGGCAGUGGGAACUGAAGCUGCCCUUAUCGAAAUGUUGAAUGUUGGUAAAAGAUUUAUAGUCUGUUUGGUUCUGCGUCCAGAUUUACUUUAUUGCGUCCCAAUGCUUUUUUGACCAUGAUUUGUUGAAGCUAGACAUUCAAGCUUCUCACUAAACAUGCUGCAGCGUUCAAACCGCCAUCCAGACCAAACAUAGGCUUAGUGUAAUGAUUUAUCAACUGUGUUAGACAUUGCGCAUAUGUUUUGUUUCUGAUUUAUAUAAAAAUUUGAUUUUUUCU